Prionailurus viverrinus (fishing cat) is the source of this 5869-nucleotide messenger RNA. It is a transcript of the gene TK2, whose product is annotated as thymidine kinase 2. Gene Ontology annotation, biological process: nucleobase-containing compound metabolic process. The record is from RefSeq and is a predicted model, not a curated record. Gene Ontology annotation, cellular component: cytoplasm; mitochondrion. Gene Ontology annotation, molecular function: deoxynucleoside kinase activity; ATP binding. Bases 98 to 859 code for a protein of 253 amino acids. The transcript has 11 exons. NCBI's taxonomy places the organism in Eukaryota, Metazoa, Chordata, Mammalia, Carnivora, Felidae.
GCGCCCCGGCAGCCGGCGCGGGGAUGGAGGCGGCGCGCUGCGCUGGCGCUGAGUGGCGCAGGAAGGAAACGUAGCCGCCGGAUCCGCCCGCCGGGCUAUGCUGCUGCGGUCGCUGCGGUGCUGGGCCGCCCAGGCGCUGCGGCGCGGGGGGACUGGGAGCCCCGCCUCGGGCCCCGGGACGCGGGGGGCGCAGCGCCGGGCCUGGCCUCUGGAUAAAGAUAGAGAAAAUGAAAAAGAGAAAAAAUCCGUGAUCUGUGUUGAGGGCAAUAUUGCAAGUGGGAAGACGACAUGCCUCGAGUUCUUCUCCAAAACAACAGGGAUUGAGGUGUUACAGGAGCCAGUGCCCAAGUGGAGAAAUGUCCGUGGCCAUAAUCCUCUGGGUCUGCUGUACCGCGAUGCUUGUCGAUGGGGCUUCACGCUGCAGACAUAUGUGCAGCUCACGAUGCUGGACCACCACACUCGUCCCCAGACAUCACCGGUACGAUUGAUGGAGCGGUCGAUUCACAGCGCAAGAUAUGUUUUUGUAGAAAACCUGUAUAGAAGUGGGAAGAUGCCUGAAGUGGACUAUGUGAUUCUGGCAGAAUGGUUUGAUUGGAUUGUGAGGAACAUCGACGUGUCCAUUGAUUUGAUAGUUUAUCUCCGGACCACCCCUGAGACCUGUUAUAAGAGGUUACAGAUGAGAUGCAGGGAGGAGGAGACAGUCAUUUCCUUGGAAUACUUGGAUGCUCUUCACCGCCUCUAUGAGGAGUGGCUCUUCAAAGGAGGCCUUUUCCCUGUGGCAGCCCCUGUUCUGGGCGUCUGGAGGAGCACCACUUGCUGUCCUGGGCUGUUACCCAGUGAUGCCCUUAGGAGGUGCUGAGGUGAUUGAGGCUGACCACGACAGGAAGAAAAUGUUAGAACUCUUUGAACAAAACCGGGACCGCAUACUAACUCCAGAGAAUCAGAAACAUGGCUCAUAGAACAGGAAAGAUCAUGCCAGAAAAAUGCCCACUGCUGCCAAGUUAGCUGUUAGGAGCAAUUUGGGAAAAUCAACUUUCGGGAGGGCUUUAUAUUUGGCCACAUUGUUUUCCUGAUGGUCUCUUCCUCUUUGCCAGUGUCUUCAUCCUGGGUCUCUGGUCCUUGCAGGUAAAUGACAAAUGGGACCAGUGGGUUUGUCGUGCCCUUUGGUGGUCGUAGCCUUGCAUUCCCCCAGUGCCUCUCCUGGUGGUUUCCCACUGCUGGGUCCCUCUGAUUAAGGGAAGAGCCUCCUGACCUCAUGGUGGGUUUGGAGUCUCUAACCCUUCCCUGCCACCAAGGAGGGUGGGGUAGUGGCCCUUACAUCCCAGGGAGGAAGUUGAAGCUCAGCGAGGCCAAGGGACUCCCCAGGGUCACACAGCCGGUGACAGUGGAGUUGGCACAAUUCAGACUUUUGGCGACUCUGAAACGUUCUCUGCCUCUCAUCCUGAGAGCCUGUCUUCCCUUGCUAGAGAUCUCACGUCUGUGUGGGGAGAGCCAGCAGUGCGUGGAGCCAGCAUCCUCAUUUUCUCAUUAUGUGAGCAGUUCUCGAGGACAGUCAGCAUUCCUAGACCUUCACAAAAUCGUGCUGUGUUUGGCUUGAGUCCAGCGUCCGGUGCUUUCCCAGCAUGAGGCUGCUGCGGCAUUUACCACCUCAUCAUCUGGACUUCCGUGUCCUUGAGAGAAUCGUGCUUUGACUUUUGCACGGUGCUUGAUGUCCUUGGUGACAAAGGCCUGCCUGAGCUGCUGCCAAUUCCAUGUCAGGGACAUGGCUUUUGGUGCCUGGGUGGUUUGCCCGGUGCCAAGCUGGGGCAAGGGGCACCAGCGCCCUGGCUUCUGAGGCUCUCUUACCUUGUGAUGGCCUGUGUGAGGAGCUUUGCCCUUGGAAUUACUGAAAGUCUGUGGGCUGUGGGAGAGGCCCGAGUGGCCUUAAGUCUUUUUGAAAUGUUUUUCCAUGAAGGGGACACCUUGGAUCAUAGAGCAUGAACUCAUCUUUAUUGGUUCAGAAUAUAUCUUAGCUUCUCAGCUGUAACAAUACAUCACAGCCAUAGCUGCCUCUUGAGUCCAGUGGGAAGUAGAGAGAAAUAACAUUCUCUUAGGAGACAGUCUGGACAAGAAGGUCAGGGCUCGCAAGCAAAGGCUCUUGGGGCACUGGUAUUCCUGAUAUUUUGGAGGUGGGUGGAGAUCAGAAGACUGUUGUCGACACAGAGAAGGGCCAGUUGUGAGCUUUGGGGAAGCAGGCCUCAGCUCUCCUGAGCAGCGGUUGGUGUAAAUGCAGGUUGGAAGGCCUCGCCACGGCCUCUGCGGGAGUGUGGCACCUGUGCGUGCAGCUGUCUGACUCUGCGUGGGUUACAGGUGCUCUGGUGGUCCAGUUCCAGAGGGAGCACUAAGGGGGCAAAACUGUGACUCCUGGACCAAAUCUUGGGCUACGCGGGCAGGAUGAGGGGCAGCCCCGUGGGGAUGAGCCUCUCAGCCCAAAUGUCAGUGAUUGACUAGAUGCCCAGGGGAGGCGAGAGCCUGUGCUACCGGAGAUUUUGACGGGCCAGGGAAGUCUCUGGGAAUUUGUAGAUGAACAGUCCAGUAUUUUCCCCACAGCUUAAUUUGAGCAUCUGUUUUGGGGGAAAUGUAAUUUUAAAAAAUAAAUAAAAUCUUGCUCUGUAGUAGCCAAUAAAUUCUUCACUGAAAACCUGAGGUUAAUUUUGGAGCGCUUCCUAGGCCAGUGAUUUUAGCUCCCUGCAGCAUCCUUUUGCCAGUAGGAUAAUGUGGUUUCAUUUUCUAAACCCCAUCUUUCCUAACAUGGGAGGUUUGGGUCCAAAAAAGCUCGCCAUCCUCUUGCUCUGGCACCAUGGACAGGAUGCCGUGUCUGGCCGUGACAGGACAGACAGCGGCCAGUGCAGGUGGCAAAAAUCUCCCAGCCUACGUAUGUCACACAAAAUGGCUGGUGCUCAGCUUGCAUAUAUGAGGCUUGCCUUCCCCAUGUGGCAGGCAGGGCUGGUGACAUCAGGAGUCAUGGAGCAGGGCAGGAAAAGGGCAGAUGGCACACGGUAGGCACGACACCUAGUUUUUAGAGCUGAGGGAGGCACUCCUCAGGGACUCCCAGGAAUGGCUCGGAGGGGCAUGGCAGGGGCUGGCUCCUUGAAUUGCUGACAGGGCAAGCCAGGGCAGUGACGUUCCAGAUUUAUUGGUGUUGCCCCAUUCUUACCCUGAGGUGGGGUUCUGUAGAGCAUUGCAUGAGUAUACCCCAGAGCCACCUCAGCGGCUUUGACCCUUGGUAAUUUAAAAAAAAAAUGUUUAAUAGCAUAUACAUCUUCUUGUACUCAGCAUGUUUAGUGAAAUAAUUCUGAUUUAUACUUCAUAUUUUUAAUUUUAUAUGCAAAAUGCAUGAUUAGAAUCAUUCAGAAAUAGUUCAUGUACCUGGUGAUUAAAAAAAAAUGAGAUAGAAGUGUAUUUCUCUUGCACGUAAAAGGGCAGAGGUGGGUGAUCCAGGACUGGUAUGGUGGCUCCGAGGCCAUGGGAUCCCGGGCUCUCUCUGGCUUUCUGUUCCCAGCUCAACUUCCUGGUUUGUGGCUUCCUUCCUCCAGGGACUUCCCUGUCCAAGAUGGUGCCAGAGUUCCUACGCUGGCUAAUGAAGGCAUCAGGACAUAUUGUCUGUCCCCCAUUCAUACUUUAAUUCUCAUGUGGAUGAGGACCUUUGCAAGGCACAACUAAGAUAAGCCAGAAGGUUCUAACAGGAUUUUUCUAGAGGCCUUAGAGGUGGGGGAAAGACAGGAAGGAAGUCAGGACCCACAGGCUGGGCCACAGAUGUGGUGUCAGUGCUGUGGCACCCUCUCUCCCUCCUUUGUGCCCUCACAUCACCUCACCCUCACUGCCAGGGACCACAGUAUCCUCAUCUCAACCCGCCUCCUGCGCUGGGUAUAGCCCGGAAAGGGCAGAGGCCACCAGUAUAAUGCACUCCCACAGCUUGGCUCUCAGGAGGCCCUCCCUAAACCGUGGUUCCUGGGAAAGAAUGUCAUCUUUCAUUUCUCUUCCUGUCCUCUUUCAUUUCCACCUGAGCUGCUUACCUAGAUAAUUGUACCCGUCCCUGCCUGUGGGAUAUAUCAGUUGGAGACCUUUAGCCGGGACUCCCCCAGACCCCCACCAUCAGACCUGGGGAAGGAUUGAAGUGUGUACAACUCUGAGAAAAGGUAGAAGGCAUUUCCAGAACCUACCUACCCCCUGGGUGCUGUUGAAUCUGUGCCAUCUUGUUUUCCUAGAGCCCUGGGGCCGGAUGGGGGCGCUCACAUCAAAUGCUCACAUAUCUGUGGAAUGAGUAAUACUUAUCCCUGUGGCCUCUCCACCCAGAAGAAUUACAGUUAUUAAAGUAAUUGACGAGCUCUUGGAAAUGUCAGCCCUCCAUUGUUGGAAAUCUAAUAAUAAUAAUACCCCGCCUGGUGCCUCUGGGCUUUGGUGGUGGAUUACUCACCCAGAGCCCCAGGGUCACUGGCACAGGGCUUUCUUUUCCUAAUAACCCCAACCCCGCGCAGCUCCUCUAAGAAGGCGGAGUGAACUCUGUGUUCCUUUAGUUUACAUAAGAUAGUGAGCUUGCCAAAGGCUGUCAUUAAACAGAAGCUGAGAGAGAGCUAGUCUUGCCAAAUCCAGAGUGGGUAUCCACUUUUGCUGCUCUCUUCCCGAAUUUCUGCAUUUCUUGGCUUGUUGUUCUUCAAGGCUGGGGUCCGUGGAACACAGGUGUUCUAGGAGAGAGUAACAGGUGUUCUGAGAAAAGAGGGUUCCGUAGUCCAGGAAAUUUGGGAAGCACCACCUGGGUAUUUUCUCUAAGAUGCACAAGAUACAUUAGUAUAGAUAAACUCAAGCAGUCCUGUGAUAAAAACACCUUUUCACCCUUAUUUAAGCCAGGGACUCUCAGACUCAUUGACAGUAGAACCCCUCGUUUGGGGGAUAUCCAUUAACAAUCUCCAGAAGUGCCAGUGUUCCUCGGAACACACAUUGGGAAAAGCACUGUUUUAGGGAGUCUGCAGCUGCUGAUGACUCUUGGCUUUUGUGCCCUUUGGGAAUCUCUAGCUCUUGGUUCUCCAGGUUUAGUACAUCUGAAUCCCCAGAGGGCAUGUUAAAACAUGGAUUACUAGGUCCACCCACAGAGUUUCCAAUUGAGUGGAAUCCAGUUCUGGGGUGGGCCUGUGACUGUUUUCUAACACCAUUCCCGGGGAUGAUGAGUCCAGGGAACUCCCUGGGUUUAAAGUUUCUAGGACUGGACAUCCCAGAGUUCCAAGAAAACUUGGCAUCUUGGUGGUGGUUGAAUGUCUUGUGAGUGUUGGUUAUCAUAUCUAUCAAAUGGGAGCAUUGCUCAUUUCUCAGGGCUGUGAGGAUAACUGACCUGGCAUAUGGAAGGGGUCUGGACCAGGGCCUGGUAGGCAGUAAGUGUCCCAUAAAUGUUAGUUCAUCUGAUGUUUCCUGGAAAACUGACCGGAAUGCAGUUCGUUGGCCGAGUAAUGGCAGCAGCUGCAGUGACUGGCACUUUCCGUCAGAGCGGCAUGGGCACACGCUCUCACCAAUUAAUUGGGACCACCUUGAUGUAUCUGUUCAGUAGGCACAGGUCACAGGCCUGGUUGAGGCUGACCUUCGGGACUUUACCUCUGUAAAGUGCCUCAUGACCUUUCUAGAAUAGCAGAGUAUGGGGCAACCAACUGGCCUUUCUUUUCUUUUUAUAAAUGCUCCUGUUUCUUGUGGGGACUCUGGGUCUGCGCCUGGCAUCCUGAGGCGUGAGAGGGAGAGCUGGGAGAGACAUAACUGCUCCUCAGGCCGUGAGAAAUGACACUGCUUCUUGUACCAGCAAAGCCCUGGAGUUCCUUACACAAUAAACGAAUGGUUUUCUUGCUCA